GCAUGGCCGGGGGCGGCGGCGCCGAGCGGGCCGGGGCAGGGGGGCUCCUGCCCCCCCUCUGCCGCCAGCACCGCCGCAAGGAGAGCCGCGAGCGGCUGUCGGUGUGCAGCAAGUUGUGCUACGCCGUCGGGGGGGCUCCUUACCAGAUCACGGGCUGCGCCCUCGGCUUCUUCCUCCAGAUCUACCUCCUGGACGUGGCGCAGCUGGAUCCUUUCUAUGCCUCCAUCAUCCUGUUUGUGGGACGAGCCUGGGAUGCCAUCACGGACCCCAUGGUGGGUUUCUUCAUCAGCAAAUCCUCAUGGACCUGCUUCGGCCGCCUGAUGCCCUGGAUCAUCUUCUCCACCCCAUUCGCUGUCAUCUCCUACAUCCUCAUCUGGUUUGUGCCAGACAUCUCCAGAGGCCAAGUGAUGUGGUAUCUUGUCUUCUACUGCGUCUUCCAGACCCUCGUGACAUGCUUUCACGUGCCUUACUCAGCACUGACCAUGUUCAUCAGCAGGGAGCAGAGCGAGCGGGACUCGGCCACUGCCUACCGUAUGACUGUGGAAGUGCUGGGCACUGUGCUGGGCACCGCCAUCCAGGGCCAGAUCGUGGGCAAAGCAGACACUCCCUGCAUCGAGAGCCCCCUUUUCUUUGGCAUGACCAACUCCUCGGUGGCCCUGGAGGAGCUAAACAUGACCCACGACACCGGCUCACUCACAGACACCAGAAAUGCCUACAUGAUUGCUGCGGGGGUCAUCGGGGGGCUCUACAUCCUCUGUGCCUUGAUCCUGUGGGCGGGCGUGCGGGAGAAGAGAGAGUCCUCUGAGCUCCAGUCGGACGAGCCUGUCUCCUUCUUCCAGGGGCUGAGGCUGGUGAUGAACCACGGUGCCUACAUCAAGCUCAUUGCUGGCUUCCUCUUCACCUCGCUGGGCUUCAUGCUGCUGGAGGGAAACUUUGCCCUCUUCUGCACCUACACCCUGGGCUUCCGCAACGAGUUCCAGAACAUCCUCCUGGCCAUCAUGCUGUCAGCCACUCUGACCAUCCCCUUCUGGCAAUGGUUCCUUACCCGCUUUGGGAAGAAGACAGCUGUCUACGUGGGCAUCUCGUCUGCCAUCCCUUUCCUCAUCCUGGUGGCUGUCCUGGACAGCAACCUCAUCGUCACCUACAUCGUGGCUGUCGCGGCCGGGAUCAGCGUCGCAGCCGCCUUCCUGCUGCCCUGGUCCAUGCUCCCAGAUGUCGUAGAUGACUUCAAGCUGCAGCACCCUGGCUCCCAUGGCCAUGAAGCCAUCUUCUUCUCUUUCUAUGUCUUCUUCACCAAGUUUACCUCUGGGGUCUCCCUGGGCAUCUCCACACUCAGCCUAGACUUUGCAGGGUACCAGACCCGGGGCUGCUCCCAGCCCAGCGAGGUGAACUUCACCCUGAAGAUGCUGGUGUCUGCUGCACCCGUGGUGCUGAUCCUGCUGGGCCUGCUCCUGUUCAAGCUGUAUCCCAUCGAUGAGGAGAAACGGAGGAAAAACAAGAAAGCUCUGCAGGAUUUAAGGGGAGAGAGCAACAGCAGCUCAGAGUCGGACAACACAGAACUGGCCAGCAUCGUGUGACCCAGGCCGGGUCUGUCCGCUCCCACCGGGGCUCUCCGAAGGACUCUGCCUCUCUGGGCUGGCCCAGCCUUGUGCCAAUGCAGGUGUCUGCCUUUGGAGCACCUGGAGAAGCCGUGUGGAGCAUCCACCACCUGGAAAACACGGGAUCUGUGCCGGUCUCGUGCCUUCCACGGGAUGCACAGAGCGCUGGUAGUGUACAUUACACACGCUGAGGUACUCGUGUGCCUCACUGGACACAAGCACUGAUCCUGCCGGGGGCCUGGAGAGCAGAAAAGGCCGAAUUGGGAUCAUUUUGCCUGGAACACUCGUGCCCACUGCCCCUCUGUGCCUGGCCCCCGUGGGCUGUGACCUGGGGGACAAGGGUGAUGGUUGGUGUACAUUACACUGUCGGUGUGCCCGCGCCGAGCACGUGAGCUCACCUCUGCUGUCUGUACAUAGGACACUAAUUUGGGAACCUGUUCUUUUCUUUUUUAUAUGGCCCAAUUAACUUAAUGAUGUAAAUAUGAAGCUGUUUCCUGUUUGUAUAUAUCUGUACAGAAACCGAACUCGAGGACCUGUUAAUAUUAAUUUACAUAAAAGUGGGGGAAGCCAGCA
Corapipo altera (White-ruffed manakin) is the source of this 2171-nucleotide messenger RNA. It is a transcript of the gene MFSD2A, whose product is annotated as major facilitator superfamily domain containing 2A. The record is from RefSeq and is a predicted model, not a curated record. NCBI's taxonomy places the organism in Eukaryota, Metazoa, Chordata, Aves, Passeriformes, Pipridae. The transcript has 14 exons. Gene Ontology annotation, biological process: carbohydrate transport. Gene Ontology annotation, cellular component: membrane. The coding region runs from base 3 to 1577 and encodes 524 amino acids. Gene Ontology annotation, molecular function: lysophospholipid:sodium symporter activity.